Molecule: messenger RNA, 1269 nt
Organism: Lindgomyces ingoldianus
Lineage: Eukaryota; Fungi; Ascomycota; Dothideomycetes; Pleosporales; Lindgomycetaceae
Product: exoribonuclease
Exons: 3
Coding region: 27-905 (292 amino acids)
Biological process (GO): U1 snRNA 3'-end processing; nuclear mRNA surveillance; U5 snRNA 3'-end processing
Cellular component (GO): nuclear exosome (RNase complex); cytoplasmic exosome (RNase complex)
Source: RefSeq, a predicted model, not a curated record
UUGAUCCUUAGUUUUUUAGUCCCACAAUGCCUCGAGAAGCCGAAAUUUCGGUCAACGAGCGCGAGUUCAUCCGACAGGCCCUCCAAGAGAACAUUCGGCUCGAUGGACGCGCUUUCGAUGCAUUUCGCCCUCUAGAGCUAUCCUUUGGAGAGGAGUAUGGCGUCGUAGAUGUCCAGCUCGGAAAAACGAGGGUUAUUGCGAGAAUUUCUGUUGAUGUGACUACACCGCUUCCAGAGCGCAAGUUUGAUGGCAUCUUCCAGAUCAUUACCGAAUUCUCUCCAAUGGCGUCGCCAGCCUUCGAGGUCGGCCGACCCACAGAUGCCGAAGUCAUCCUUUCCCGCAUUCUUGAGAAAGCAAUACGACGUUCGAACGCCCUCGACACCGAAUCUCUCUGUAUUAUUGCCGGUAUCAAGUGCUUCGCGCUUCGAGCCGACGUCCAUAUUGUAGAUCAUGAUGGAGGGCUAAUUGAUGCAUCAUGUAUCGCUGUCAUGGCUGCAUUACAACAUUUCCGUAGACCAGAUGUCCUAGUAGAAGGCGAGAAGGCAACCGUGCUCAGUGUCCGGGAGCGGGAACCUAUACCCUUGUCAAUCCUUCACCAACCGCUUUGCGUAACCUUCUCAUACUACGAAGAUGGAGAGAUCUUCCUGGUAGAUGCAAAUCUUGCAGAAGAGCAGGUCCGACAAGGAGAAGUGAUUGUCACGAUGAAUAGGCACGGAGAGGUGUGCCAGGUCGCCAAAUACGGAGGAGCAACGGUCGAUCCGCUUGCCAUUUUAAAUUAUAUAAACGUAGCUCUUGGGAAGGUCAAGGACAUGAGUGCAUUUAUUCAGAAGAGGCUCAACGAGGACGCGAAGAAGAGGGAUGUCGGAGGCUUGAUGGCUGAGCUUAGUGCCGAAAAUGCCAGGUGACGGGUGCAUACAAGAAUCGUUUGCCAGAAUCACGCUUUCAUCAAAGCACCCGGACAGUAGUACAAGACGUCGAACUUGGCCUUGGUCGCUGUUGCAGCAUAAAGACUGGGCUUCAUCGCGUCACACACGGGCUCCCUCAAGUCGCCGACUACUGCGUAUGUCUCAUCUACCAUGCCUAUGCAUGCGUUUCCUCGGGUCCGGGAUUGGAGGGCUUGGAUGAUGAGUUCCGCCUUCGUGACGGACAAAAAUGCUCUAGGGACGGAGUACGGACACAAGGCUGUUGGUGCGCAAUAUGUAGCCUGGAAGUCAUGAUACGUGAAGGAACGAUUGUGGCUGAAUUAAUCAUCAUAACUUACCGACAAAA